UGAGCAUGACAAGGUUGAGAAACCAGCCUAACCCAGGAGACACCUUAAAGUAGGCCCCACCUCUUGACCUGCGCCCCUACCAUUUCCAGGGCAAAUUGUCCCGGAAGCCAUCAUGUCCUGAGACUACCGAGCCUGUCUGAGGUAGGACAGUCCUGCCUCCCCACCUCCUGGGAAGGACCAUCCCCAUCUCUUCCCAUUGAGGAGGCCCCUCGUCACCCCUGUGAACCCCAAAGGUUCACCAGCGACAGUGCCUUUGGGAAGACCCCCCUCUCUGUGCCAUUGGACAGAGAGGAAAGGCUCAGUCUCAGCUGCACAGGGUCCCCCACUUUCCAUCCUCUGAGAUCUGAGCUCUCCUUGUCCACUGUCAGACCUCUGUGUGAGUCUCACAGUAGAGCUGAAUUUCAGAAGAAGAAAGAGGAAAAAGUGAAGUCCUCAGAGAUUGGUUAACAGGGAACCCACAGGAGAGAGGACUCAGCCUUGGGUGGGACCCACAACCAAGAUGGGACCUUUGAAGGCAUCUGAAGUCAUAGAAGAGUUGGGUGCCCACAGGGUCAGAGCUCCCGUGGGUGCCUGCAGCUACAUGUUGGGGGUCAGAACACCUCUGCGGUCACCGCCAAGGCCCGAGAGGAUGAAAGAUGUGGCCUUCAGCCCAGGACUGUCAUUCUUGACUACAAGGAAGUGACAUAUGGCAGAGGGUGGGGACACCACCAAGGAGGAAACGUCCCAGCGGCUCUGCUGUGCGGAGACGUGUGGCCGUCAGAGGAGCAGCCAUGUGCUCUGAGAAGAGGCAGCAGCCUCUCUGAGGCCACGGGCCUGUCCUGUCAUUGGGAUUGAGAGCUGAAGCCCAGGGCACCGAGAUCGGGGGUCUGCAGCAGCCUGUGCAGCUCCUGACCGACCUGGCGCUGCUGCAGGCUGUGUCUGUGCGGAGACAUGACCCCGAGGAGCGGGGCCACGUGGCUGCCUUCAGCUCUGCUCCUUCUCCAGGUCCCAGGCUGUUUGUCUCUGAGCGGCCCUGGGCACGUGAUGGGCACCGUGGGGGGAUCGCUGAGCGUGCAGUGUCGGUACGAGAAGGAGUUCAAGGAAAAUAACAAAUACUGGUGCAAAAGCCCAUGUUUGCCAUCACUGAACAGGAAGAUUGUGGGGACCACAGAGUCAGAGAGAGAAGUGAGGCGCGGCCGUGUGUCCAUCAGGGACCAUCCAGCAAACCUCACCUUCACAGUGACCUUGGAGAGCCUCACAGAGGGCGAUGGAGGCACAUACAGGUGUGGGAUCCAUAGACCAUGGACAGAAGGACUGAUACACCUCACCUUCCCGGUUGAGGUGUCUGUGUCCCCAGCCCCCACCCUGAAGAUCGUCACAAGCACCCUGGGCCCUAUAAGCACCCUGGACCCUCCAAGCACGCUGGGCCCUUCCUCCUCCCUGCCAGUGACCACUGGGCCCAGCCUGACCAGCCUGGAGACGCCUGAUGCCAGCCAACACCCUCGGUCCCUGCUCAGCAGUGUCCACUUCCUGCUCCUCAUAUUCCUGAAGGUGCCCCUGCUCCUGAGCAUGCUCAGUGCUGUCCUCUGGGUGAACAGGCCUCAGCGGGCAGCUUGUGAGGAAACACAGUUUGGCUAAGACAACCUGCCACCGUCCCCGCCCACCCAUGUCCUGUCCAGAGACACAGCCACUCGGGCUACAGAAGACAGAGCCGCCACCCUGAGCCUUACAUCCCUUUUCAGCUUAUCACCAGAGACUUAAAAAAACAUUUUAAUGACUAUAUCACCUACACAAACGUGUGUAUAUGAACAGUUGAAGGACUAAAAAUAAACAUCUGUGUACCCGCCAUUCAGCCUAAGAAAUCAAACAUCAUGGAGACAUUUAAAGCCCCACCUACUUCUCCCUGACCUCAAGUCCUGCCAGCGUCAACCACUCUCUCCAUUAGUUUGUGCCAAUCAUUUCUAUUACCAACCUCACAGUUAAGAAGGAAGACCACGCUUGUGGCAGUUCUUAAGGCCACCAACAGGCGGGGCCAGAGGCCAUCUGCAGAGCUUCACUAUGGACCUCUUCGUGGACUUAGAAAUAAUUCUUCUCCAACAGGAUUGCUUCUCAGUUGCUGGGUCCCUCCCGGCUGAUCCCCAAAUCCAGACCCAUUGUAUCCUGCUUGCCUUUCCCCCAGGCUGGGUCCACUCCCCGCCCCAUCCUGCUCAUCAGCCUGGGCUAUCUGAGUAGGGACCCCCUUGUCUCCAUGGGGGCCAACCAGAUGUGGACUCAGGCAUUCAGGGGGCCAGGGGCUCAAGGUACAAACAGGGGUCUGGAGCCCAGUGGUCAGCUCAGACUGGAGUAGACUGAACUUAGGGGUGGGGAUGGAACCAGGUGUGAGAGACGAAGACACACCUGAUUCCUGUCCAAGGCUUCAGAUUUCUUGAGAAGCAACACCAUGUGGAUCUGCUGAUUUCUCACUCCCUGGGAGAGCCAGAGAGACCCAGGGCCUCAGUGAACACGUUCAGCGAGCUUGGAACAUCAGGUGCUGACAGCUGUCACCACUUCCUAUUCCCGAGGAACAAGGGAACUUGUGUCUAAGGGACUAACUAUUACCGGUGCCAGGAAGCGGCUAAGGAAGGGCAGCUGUGGGAUGAGAAUCAAGGAGACAGAGUGCAGGGGUGAAGAGAGAUGGGUGGGAAGUGGGGAGGGGUGGUGGGGUCCAUCUUGCAGUGUCCUGGGAGAGUCUGCAGUUUGGCCCGGCCUGGCAUCCCAUGAACAGCCUUAAAAUUAGUCUUUAACAUGAUCUCUACAUUGAAUUAUCUACACCACCACAGGCUGUGUUGGUAGAUGUGUUUAUGCUAUGUAUUCAUACAUGUUUUUUAUUCCUACUAUGCUACCAGAGUUAAUAUUUUAAUGCAAUAGUCAUCUUGUUAUUGUUUGAUUGAUUAUUCUUUGUGGGCAUUUGUGUAGCAAAAGUUGAUUCCUGAACUAGACACAUUUAAAAUAUGCCACCAUUUUGGUGACCCUAUUUUGACAUCUCUAUUUUUUUUCAAGACGAUGUGAGCUUCAAAAAUAAAAGUUAACAAUGUAUAAGGUGUCUGGUGGGGACUAGACUUAUCAGGGUGAUCACUCUGUCAGAUAUAUAAGUGUCUGGGCGCUAUGUUGUUCAACUGAAACUAGGGCCUGGCGAGGGAUGGACACUCUGACUGAAACAUGGGGUCACUAAGGGGCAAGGGGAGUGAGACCCUUGUCAGGUCCCGUCGGGUCGAGUCGGCCAAACAAGGAGAGUGUGUCUCAGUGGACGACGCGCGGCGAGGAGUGCCACUGCUGCUGUUGAUC
Molecule: messenger RNA, 3303 nt
Organism: Myotis myotis
Lineage: Eukaryota; Metazoa; Chordata; Mammalia; Chiroptera; Vespertilionidae
Product: CMRF35-like molecule 6
Exons: 5
Coding region: 931-1617 (228 amino acids)
Cellular component (GO): plasma membrane
Molecular function (GO): transmembrane signaling receptor activity
Source: RefSeq, a predicted model, not a curated record